This is a messenger RNA of Octopus sinensis (East Asian common octopus), 5758 nucleotides long. Its product is annotated as receptor-type tyrosine-protein phosphatase T-like. The coding region runs from base 246 to 4232 and encodes 1328 amino acids. Gene Ontology annotation, biological process: protein dephosphorylation. Lineage: Eukaryota; Metazoa; Mollusca; Cephalopoda; Octopoda; Octopodidae. Gene Ontology annotation, molecular function: scavenger receptor activity; protein tyrosine phosphatase activity. The transcript is spliced from 34 exons. The record is from RefSeq and is a predicted model, not a curated record.
AUUCAUAAAGAACGAGUCGAAGACGCAUUCCUAUUUAUUUUCCUCUGAUAACAAACUGGCACAGAAACCCGAAAUAAGAAUAGUAUUCAGAAACACAUACAGAUUUCGUACUGUAGAAAUUUACAGUAAUUUUGCGGAUUCAACAAUGAAAGUUACCUUUCCACAUAAAAUGGAAUGCGAACUAAAACCAAACACAAAUAGAACAAUUUGUAUCGGUGACGUAGAGAAUUCUUAUUUGUAUAUUGAUGGGAAAGCUGGAGUUUAUCGUAUUAAGUUAUUUGGAUGUCCACCACAAUUGUAUGGUAAAUACUGUAUCAAUGAAUGUCAUUGUUCUGGAGCGGAAUCAUGUCACCAAAUUACUGGAAAGUGUGAAGGUGGCUGCGAAGAUGGAUGGUAUGGAGAGAAGUGUGCCAAGCAAACAUAUGUUAAUAUUGCUCAAGGUCAACUACAAGCAAACAAGUAUAUAUGGAAUAAAAGGAACUACAGUCUUCCAUAAUGGAACUUGUGAAAAAAUGAAUAUAUCGAUGGCAUCCGACAAAGCAGUUGACGGAAAUUUUGAUCCUGGAAUUACGCAUAAAUCAUGUGCAAGUACUGACUGGGAAAAAUAUCCAUAUUGGCAAGUGAUGUUUGAUAAACCAUACACGAUAUCCCAACUGAGAAUAUAUAAUCGAAUGGGAAAUAAUCGUAAGAGGCUAUAUGGAUUUAAAGUUUCUGUUGGAUCAUCACUUUGUUUUCAAAGUCAAGGUUAUGAAUACGAUAAAGAUGUAAUUCAUAUUAAAUGUAGCAAACAACUCACUGCAAAUUCUGUCAGGAUAUCGUUAGAUGGAGAUCGGAGAAUGCUUACUCUUUGUGAAGUGGAAGUGUUACAAUGUGUUCCUGGAUUCUAUGGAGAGAUGUGUAAGAAACGUUGUGAACUCUGUGAAGGCUCUGAAUGUGAUCAAGUCACGGGACGAUGUGAGAAAGGUUGCAUCAUAGGAUAUUACGUGCCCUAUGGUUCCCAGAAGUGCACAGAAUGUAUCAGCGGUAAUUUUGGUCGCAAUUGCACAAAGUCCUGCCAUUGUUCCCUAACAUGUAACCACAUAAAUGGAUCGUGUCCAGGUGACUGUCAUGCAGGAUACACCGGAUCCAACUGCCAAGAAGAAUGUAAAGAUGGUAGAUUUGGUAGCAAUUGUAGAGGGACAUGUCAUUGUAUAAACAACAAAAAGUGCGACAGAAGAAAUGGAACAUGCUCAGAUGGAUGUUCUGCUGGAUAUAGAGGCACCUUUUGUCAACAAAAAUGUCUCAGCGGCAGAUUUGGUCCCGAAUGUACAAAGUUCUGUCAUUGUUCCGAAACAUGUAACCACAUAAAUGGAUUAUGUCCAGGAGUGUGUGAAGCAGGAUACACCGGGUACAACUGCCAAAAAGAAUGUGAAGUUGGUAGAUUUGGUAGCAAUUGUACAGGAACAUGUCAUUGUAUAAACAACAAAAAGUGCGACAGAAUAACUGGAAAAUGCUCAGAUGGAUGUUCUGCUGGAUAUACAGGAUCCUUUUGUCAAAAAAAAUGUCCCAAUGGUAGCUUUGGUCACAAUUGCAAUGAGUCCUGUCAUUGUUCCGUAGCAUGUAACCGCAUAAACGGAUCGUGCCCAGGUGAAUGCGAUAAUGGAUACACCGGAUUCAAAUGCCAAAAAGAAUGUGAAGUUGGUAGAUUUGGGCGAAAUUGUAAACGAACAUGUCAUUGUAUCGACAACGAAAGCUGCAACAGAGUAAAUGGAUCAUGUGAAGGUGGAUGUUCUGAUGGAUAUUUAGGCUUCGAUUGUCAAGAAGAAUGUCCCAAUGGUAGCCUUGGUCACAAUUGCAAUGAGUCCUGUCAUUGUUCCGUAGCAUGUAACCGCAUAAACGGAUCGUGCCCAGGUGAAUGCGAUAAUGGAUACACCGGAUUCAAAUGCCAAAAAGAAUGUUCCAGUGGUAGCUUUGGUCACAGUUGCAUAAAGGAUUGUCAUUGUUCCCUAACAUGUGACCACGUACAUGGAUCAUGUCCAGGUGAUUGUGAUGCAGGAUACAGCGGAUCCAGCUGUCAAGAAGAAUGUGAAGGAGAUAAAUUUGGUGUAAAUUGUAUAGAUAUAUGUCACUGUGUUGACAACAAAAAGUGCGACAGACGAAAUGGAACAUGUCCAAAUGGGUGUGCUGCUGGAUAUGAAGGUGAUAAUUGUCAACAAGAGUGUUCCAAUGAUAGAUUUGGUCUUGGAUGCAAUGUGUCAUGUCGUUGUUCUGAAAAGUGUAACAACAUUAACGGCUCCUGUCCAGGUACAUGUGAUGAAGGAUACCACGGAUUCAACUGCCAAAAAGAGAAAUCAGCCCAAAGUAUCCUGGUGUUUGUGUUAGUUCCAUUGCUCUUGUUCAUAUUACUAAUCAUAGGACUGGUGACUGCAAUUUGGUAUUGGAAAUUUAGGGGUAAAAGACCAAUUGCAAAACGUGACCAGAAAAUACGCAAAAUACCGGAGAAUAAGUAUGCAGGAGCCAUUCCUGAAGAUACAGCACAUCUCUGUGAAGAAAUCCAGCUGAACGAAACCGAAAGUAUAUACGUGAACAUUGCCAACACUUCGUUCAAGUCAAAUCUGCAGAAAUACGUCUCUGAGAAGAAACAAGAAGUGGAGCCGUUUAAUGAUGAGUUCUUGAGACUGCCAAAGACCUUACCACUGCCUUAUACUGAAGCAACAAAACCUGAGAAUACAAAGAAGAAUCGCUAUAAAACGAUACUGCCUUACGACCAUUCACGUGUUAGGCUUCAACCUGACGAGAUAUCUUCCUCAGAUUACAUCAAUGCAAACUUCAUCAGUAACCAGCGUUAUAUCGCUUGUCAAGGUCCUACACAAAAUACGGUGACGGACUUCUGGAGGAUGGUCUGGCAAUUGAAAUGCAACACUAUAGUCAUGUUAACUGACAUUGUGGAGAAUGGAAAGAUGAAGUGUAUUCAGUAUUGGCCAGAUGAAGAGAGUAUUGAGUCAUUUGGCACCAUCAAAGUUACACAUAUAAACACUAGAUCUCAUGCAACGUAUAUACACCGAAGUUUUACUAUUUCGAAGUCAGGUGGUCAUCAGAAUGAAAGAUGGACUAUCGAUCAUUUCUUCUUCAGUAAAUGGCCAGAUCAUGGCAUUCCACAAUACACAGAAGAUAUAUUAGAAUUCAGAAAUACCGUAAGGUUCAGAGAGGGAACAACAUCAUCAUUAGUCGUACAUUGCAGUGCUGGUGUCGGUCGUACCGGAACUUACAUUUGCAUUGACAUUCUUCUCAAUGAAAUGUUGAGUGGUGAAGCUAUUGAUGUAUUGGCAUGUGUUACGAAGCUUCGGGAGGAGAGGAUGCAUAUGGUCCAGAAAAGGAUACAACUGGAGUUUAUAUAUGAUGUUUUAGUCGAGAACAUUCUCACCGGAGAUUAUGACAUAGAUGUGAAUAAUAUACCAAGGGAAUUCUCUAGAAUAACGGAAACAGACCAUUCAACAAGGGUAUCGAUUUUAGAGCAUCAGUUUCAGGACGUAAUAAAACAAGUCGAAGUGCGUGACACGAACUUAGCAUUAAAAGAGGGUGAAAUCGAAGGAGAAUAUGCGAAUUUGAAUAUGAGCGGUGUGUUCAUUGAUGGUUCUUCUUGCGAAAAAGAAUUUCUUCUGACAAAAUCUCCAAAAAGAAACGGUGCUCUGGAGUUUUUGAUGUGUAUGCGCAAAAGAGGUUACCUGAAUAUCGUAGCAUUUGAUUCAAGCGAGGAAACACCUACUUACUUGCCUAGGACAUUAAAUGAAACUGUUAAAAUUGGGCCAUAUCUCCUGGAACUAAUAAAUGUUGAAGACAAAGACGUUUGCAUACAUAGCGUUUUGAAGGUUGAAUGUGAUAACAAGUCGAGGAUCGAAGAAUUUGAGAUCAAUCAUUUCCAAGUCACCAUAUGGGCGGACGGAAAUUAUCCAUCAUCUGCAGAGAUUUUAAAACUAAGUGAUAUUCUCAGCGCUCAUCAAAAUGAGCAGUUCAAUAAAAAAAUUGCUGUGCAUUGUAGUGACAAGUUUCAUAAAAGUGGUUUGCUGUGCAUCAUUCACAUUUUAAAAGAUGCAAUAACCAGUCAGUCAGUAAUCAACAUAGUACGGUUAGUUCGACUGAUCAAGAAAAUAGAACCAAAUAUUAUACCUGACUGUGAAUCCUACGCCUUCAUUUGGAAAGUUGCAGAAUAUAUACAGAACGAAUCGUCUCUAUACUCCAAUUUUGUACAGUGAUGUGUAAAGAGUGAAUCUUUUAGAGAACCUCCAUUAUGCAAAACAAUUACUUGUUUGUUGAAUAAAGAAAACAAAAGCCUCGCGGGAAUUCUUUGUAUCUCUCAAAGGAAAAGGAAAACCAUUUCAAGAAAAUAAGAAUUCGUCUCUCAAAAUUAAUUUACAUGCUACGAGGCAGGCGUCAUCUUUGUUUACACAUAUAGGCCAACUAUGAGCAUAAUUUGGAAAAAAUACCUUAUACUUAUUACAGUGACCAAAAUUAAUUCGGAACACUUUUUCUUCCCGAAAUGUCAAUGUUAAUUCGUCAGGAAGCCUUAGAAAGGAUGCGCCAAAUUUAUGGUUUUCAACAAACGAAAAUAUGGCUCACCUUGCUUAUAAAUAAAUGAUUGAGGUUUUUCUUUCCUACACAAGUCAAUUAACUAUGAAAUGUUAAUAUUGAUAUCUUGGAAUUAUUACAACUUUUUUUUGAGUCUUGGCCGCAAUUGGCGCUAAAUUCAUUUUUAUUGUCUCUGACUAAGAUUAAUCACUAAUUUUUUUCUAUUGUGUGUAUACAGCAUUAAGUUAUCCAAAUUAAUGUAAUUUAAUCUUUUGAGUCAUUGCUCUUAUUCACAUUUUUCUUAAUUAUAUAUCUUACAGUAUUUUACGUGCUGAUUUAUUACAAUCAGUCUCCUUUGCUCCUCUCUCCAUUUUCAAUAUUUUGUCUAUAUAUUUCUCACUUUUUUAUCGUUUCUUAUAUUAAAUCAACCCACUUGAUAUCCUAUAUUUUAAUAUUAUAUAACGUUUGACAUUCCUACAAUUUCGAGAGGUAACGUUCAGCUACUUCGAAACAGCGACAAUGUUUUAAUACAAACCAAUUCACGUAACACAGUUAUCCUCUCAAUUGAUACACCACCGCUUCAUUUACUAUUUCUCCUGUCUCUAUACAUACAAGGUUGGUAACUUCUUUCAUAUAAUGUUGCUGCCAUUUCAGUUAAUAGUAUCCUUCAGUUCAAAGAUAACUGGAGUCUUCCUAAUUCACAUACAAUGGUGCCAUGAUUACUGAAAUAUGUUGUCUCUCAUCUCAAUAAGUAUACAAUUGUUGCCCUUUCUAUCCAUAUACCGUUGAUAUCCAUCGCAUUUAUACAAAGUGUGUAUCCUCGCCGAUCAGAAACAUAUCCCAUACGUUCUUCACAAGUCAUAUACUGACGCUUUCCUCUCAGAUCAUACACUUGAAAUGUUUCUGUCUUUAGUGUUAAUGAUCUCUCCAUUCAUCCAUAACUCUUGCUUUCUCGAUUCAUAGACAUGCAGUUGGUGUCAAUAUCGUUGCUUCGAUCAACAAAAUAUUGACCUGUAAUAUUUUAAUUCAUCCACAUUUUGCUUGGUGCUCAGUCAAAAAAAUCCUCCUAUUAUAUUUAUAUAAAUAAUCGAAUCUGUGACGAACAACAGAUGCUUAUAUAUAUGCAUAAAUCAAUAUAAUCUUGUAAUGUCUUGUGUAAUCUGUAUAAAUGAAGCUAUGAUUAUAAACUCUGGCCAGUCAUGCGAAUUAAUAA